This is a messenger RNA of Poecilia latipinna (sailfin molly), 1607 nucleotides long. Its product is annotated as spindle pole body component 110-like. The transcript has a single exon. The record is from RefSeq and is a predicted model, not a curated record. The coding region runs from base 66 to 1607 and encodes 513 amino acids. Lineage: Eukaryota; Metazoa; Chordata; Actinopteri; Cyprinodontiformes; Poeciliidae.
GGUUUUUGACCAAACUUCAGGAACGUGAUGCUAGAAUUCAGACUCUAGAAGAUCAGUUAAAAACCAUGAAAUCUAGUCUUGCAGAGAAGACAAAUUCUCUGAUGCUUGCAACAGCACAAAGACGAGAUUUGACUGAUAGAUUGGCAGCAAUGAAGCUCUACAAAGAUAGAGCAUUGAUCGCUGAGAAACAAGUCUCAGAGCUCACCGAUGACAACCAAAAAUUGAAAGUACAACUAGACUUCUCUCAUCAAAAAGCAAGCGCAUUUAAAGAUGAAUCAGAGGCCCACAAAGAAGAGCUUUAUAAGCAGUCAGAUCUCUUGAAAACUAAAGAGAACACAAUUAGCCAUCUUAACAUCGCAUUGGAUGUAAAACAAAAGCAAAUCGAUGCUCAGACAGAGGAACUUAAGAGACAACGCAAACUUGCAGAAGAGACAGAAGUUGAGGCGAGAAGAAAUCGCCUAAAUGAAGAAACAUCAAUGAAACGAUUAAAGCGAAAAGAUGAAGAAAAUUUGAGCCUACGAAAGGAAGUCACGGGACUAAAAAAGGCUUUGAGUGAAACUGAGAUGAAGUUGUCAAAACUAGAUGUGAAAUUCCAAUUCCUCCAGGAACACCUUAAAAGUGCUCACACAGAAAAAACAGGCCUGCUGAAAGAAAAACGAAUUCUGGAACAUUCUUUAGCUAAUUAUGAGAAAGAGAUUAUCGAAACACAGACAGUCCUGCAAAAGUUCCAGCAAGACAAUAAGUUUCUUAAGGAUCAAGUGGAGCAGCUCAAGGCAAAGCUGGCUGACGAGAUUCGUAGCAGCAAGAAAAAUAAGAUAAAAUUUGAAAAAGACCUCUUGCAGAAACAGGAAGAAUAUACCAAACUAAAGACGCAGACAGAAGACACUCUGGCAAAGAACAGGAGAGCUACAGAAGCAAUUUUCUAUAGUGAGAGAAAAACUGGAAUACUGGCAGACACAAUCCGCGAACAGGAAUGUAAGAUUAUAGAGCUAUCUAAGGAAGUUCUAAGACUCCAUGAGAAUGAACAGAAAUUUAAAAUGGUUAAAGAAACAUAUUCUAAGGUAGAAAGGCUAUGGAUGGAUGAGGAUAAAGGAGAUCUUAUAAUUCUCCCAGAUGACGACACAAAAAAUGAGAAACUCAGAAUGUAUCGAUCUGAGAUCCACAGAUUGUCCACAAAACUGAAAGAGAAGGAAGGAGAAAUUAAGGAUCUCAAGCUUGAGGAGGAGAAGCUGCAGCAAGUGCUGAAAAAUCUCAAGUGUAAGUUAGACCUACUGCCAGAAGAUACAUUGCAUAGAGUGCAGGAGAGUCAGAUCACUGCUAAAGCUCUCAGAAGACAGAUCAAAGCCCUAGAGAAAGAGAUAAGUGUACUUUUAACAAAAAUAAAGACGCAAGAGGACAACAUCACAGGGUUGAAAAAUAAAAUUUCAGAUAUCUCAUUUUCACAGAAGGAUAAAAUUCCGCCAAUUCAGUCAAAUAAUAUCAAACUGAAAUCUGAGGACACAGACCCAAAGCCGACGAAAUCCCAAAAUAUUAUUUAUCUUCCACCUAUUCAUAUCACUUCAUGUGGAAAGACAAAAUCAAAAUAUCUCCACAGACGGUCAAAAUGA